AUGGAUAACAGCCGUCAGCUAUUUCUUCGCAGAGAAUUUCUUAAUAGCUUUACGAUAAUCGACUCUAAUACUGAACCAGUCGCUAUUGAUACUCGAAUCUCCCCAAAUGCCAGUGUAGCACCUAUCAAAUUACGUUUCUUCAGUAACAGACCAUCUGCUAAGCCUUGUCAAAGUAAUAACAUCAUCUUAUUGAUGAUCAAUAGUGCUCCCAAAAAUUAUGAACGCAGAUCUUCCAUACGUGAGACUUGGGGUAAACCCGAUUUUAUCCGUAAUGCGUUCGGCAAUCAUGCAUGGCGAACUAUAUUCAUUAUCGGUGAUAGUUAUAGUAAAACACUUAACAAUAUUGUCGAUACAGAGGCAUUAAAAUAUGGUGAUAUCGUUUUAGCUGAUUUCGGUGAUAGUUUUCGUAAUUUAACCUACAAAACUGUUUUUGGCAUGGAAUGGGCGAACCUACAUUGCAAUACGGCCAAGUACUAUUAUAAAGGAGACGAUGAUGUGAUGUUAAAUCCGUCAACCUUAUUUCGAAAAUUGGCUUCAAAAGAAAGUAAAAAAUUAUUUAUAGGUCAUGUUAUGUCAAGUUGUCUUGUUAACCGGCAAGAAUAUAAUCGAUAUUACGUCAGUGAAAAAGAUCUACCUAUAUCAACCUAUCCUGAUUACUGUUCCGGUUUCUCCUAUGUCAUUUCUAUGGAUGUAGUACGUUCUAUGGUUACAGUAGUACCAAAGGUUCGAAAAAUACCGAUUGAUGAUGCUUAUGUCGGAAUGUUGGCUAAAGAAAUUAAACUAAAGCCUCGCGAUGAUCCGGGUUUUAGACCCUUUGGACCAAUACCGAAUGAAUUAUGUGAAUACAAUAAAGUUAUUGCUGUACAUGGUAUUCCAUCAUCUCUUCUAAAAUCAAUGGCGAUAAAAUCGCGGAAAGCAUUGCUAGGCUGUGUUUAA
Messenger RNA from Trichoplax adhaerens, 936 nucleotides. RefSeq lists its product as uncharacterized. NCBI's taxonomy places the organism in Eukaryota, Metazoa, Placozoa, Uniplacotomia, Trichoplacea, Trichoplacidae. The transcript is spliced from 2 exons. Gene Ontology annotation, cellular component: membrane. The coding region runs from base 1 to 936 and encodes 311 amino acids. Gene Ontology annotation, molecular function: hexosyltransferase activity. The record is from RefSeq and is a predicted model, not a curated record.